Molecule: messenger RNA, 645 nt
Organism: Triticum turgidum subsp. durum (durum wheat)
Lineage: Eukaryota; Viridiplantae; Streptophyta; Magnoliopsida; Poales; Poaceae
Source: the annotation of a GenBank genome assembly
AUGGAGAACAAAAUGGAAGAUCUCUUCAAUCUAGAGUUUGAAAUCGUAGAUAUGUCCAUGUCCAUCGACACAAUGAAGACUGAUGAUCACGGCAGCAAUGCAGAAAUACCAUGUGUUCAGAGUUCUCCAGAGCAUGAUUUUGAGUUCCUAGAAGGCAGGCUCCACAGCAUCAGAGAAGCCAUUGCAAAUGCUGAGCUACUUCUGGACAACAGCCUCUUCUGUGGCACACCGUCAAGUCUAUCACUCCAUUCAUUCAUCGUUGAGAUGCUGGAGACCGUUGAGGCCGUCUUUGGCGAUGGAUCAGAGAGCAGCUUCAGCUUCCAGGAAGAAAACAACUUUCAACGCACCAACUUCCUGUUCGACUGCAUCGUCGAGUCGCUGGACUCGAAGUUCCGCGACUUCGAGAAAUGCGGGUACAAGGCUUUGUUGCGAAUGCCUCUCACCAUGAGCAAAGACCUGCUGAAGAGGGAAAUAUCCGAAGAGAUCGGUAGCUGGAGCGAUGUUUCAUCGGACCGUGCUGCGGAGAAGGAGCUGGACCAGGUGGCGGCGGCGAGGUGUGAUGGGUGCCGGACCGAGGCGUUCGCCAUCAAGGACGACGUACUCGAGGCCCUCGUCGGUGAGUUUGCCUUCGACCAAUGCUGCUGA